Molecule: messenger RNA, 1497 nt
Organism: Corylus avellana
Lineage: Eukaryota; Viridiplantae; Streptophyta; Magnoliopsida; Fagales; Betulaceae
Source: RefSeq, a predicted model, not a curated record
AUGGAUAAUAAUAGUGAUUCCAUAAUUUCCAUUGGAAAAGAAGUUGAAUGCGAGGACUUAUUUGCCAUUAACAUUCCAGUAGAGCGGCCACCUGCGGAGCAGCCUGAAUGCAAUGAAUUAUUUGACAUUAACAUUAACAUUCUAGCAGAGUUGCCACCUGCGGAGUGGUCGGAAUGCUGUAUCUACCGGGUUCCCAAUAAACUGCGCGAGGUAAAUAUAGAAGCUUACACCCCUAAGCUAGUCUCAAUAGGCCCCUUUCAUCACCGCGGAAAAGAAUUGAGGUACACGGAAAAGAAAAUGCAUAAACUGAGAUAUUUGAAGGCUUUCUUAGAUCGAACCGGGAAGAGCCACGAGGAUCUUCUAAAGAUCAUUCAAGACGACGAAGAAAAAAUCCGUCAUUGCUAUGCAGAAGACUGUGGACUCAAAAGUAAUAAUAAUUUUGCGAAAAUGAUUCUGUUGGAUGCCAUCUUUAUAAUUGAGCUCUUCCGGAGGACCAAACCAUGGCGGCCGGAAAAUGGUGAAAAUGAUGAAAAUGAUGAGAGUGAUUACAUAGUAAACAAACCAUGGCUAGCAAAUGGUAUACGACUUGACUUGAUAUUACUUGAGAAUCAACUUCCUUUUUUUGUUCUUGAGAAAUUAUAUAUGUUCGCCGGUCCCGACUAUCACAGAGCACAGAAAGGAGGCAAGAACAAAAAGGUUACUUUUUUGGAGCUUUCCAUCAAUUACUUUUCUGUUUACUAUAGUAAUCUUGCUGAUAAGCAGCUGCCAAACGAGUUCAACAUCGAGGAAGUCAAACACUUCACAGAUUUGAUAAGACAUGUGUUAUGCUCAGGACCAAGCCUGACUAUGAAACAUAAAGGAGAUUUGGAUAGUCGAAUUUGUGCAACAAAGCUUGAUGACGCUGGACUCAAAUUCAAUGCAGUUCAAAAUAGACACUUACUUGAGAUAACAAUGUACUCUAACUUGGGAGGUUGUCCGUGCUUCAAUUUGUCAUGGCUCUUGUCUUGGUUACCAUUCUUGAACAAGCCAUUUCCAAGGUUAGAGCGUAUGCAGUGUAUCUUGGAAUUCCCACCCAUUGUGAUUGACAACACUACUGAAGCUUUUUUUCGAAACCUUAUUGCCUUGGAGCAAUGUCAUUAUCCGUCUAAAACUUACAUCUGCAGUUAUGUUGCGCUACUGGACUAUCUAAUCGACACUGAGAAAGAUGUGGAUUUGCUGGUUCAGAAAAAGGUGAUUGUUAACAAUAUAGGUAGCAAUCAAGCAGUGGCGGAUGCAAUUAACAAACUUUGCCUUGAGAUUGUUGUAGAUCAAUCAUGUUACUCCGAUCUAGGUACAGAUAUUAAUAAGUACAGUGAGAACCAUUGGAACCGCAUCAUGGCAACCAUGAAAAGUGAGUUUUACUGUAAUUUUUGGAGAGGCACUGCAACAACAGUUGCACUUGUUAUCAUGCUCUACCAAUUCUGGGGUUUCCUUCGGCCUUUUAUCUUUAAGAAAUGA